CGAAGUUCAAACAAAAAAGAUAGCGCUCUUAUCAAUUAAUAACAUUUUUUAUUUUUAGGUAAUCGGACGACACAAAUAUAAUUCAAGAAAUAAGAUCGAAUGAUUUAUUAAUAAUCAACAAUUAAACUUUGACCGGCAAAUAAGGGGAAAAGAAAAAUUCCUAACAGAAAUAAAACUCAUCGUAUACGAUGUAAGGCACAACCUUGAAGUUUUCUUUUCGUAAAACUCAUCGUCGCCUCGUUAUUGCAAAUUUGGAAUCGAUGAAGAAACAUCUUGCAGCACGAUUUAUCUAACAACGUCUCUGCUCCAUUAGAUAAGUAUUACGUAGCUAUAGAUAAUUAUGUGUGUGUGUGUGUGUGUGCGUGUGUGUAAGAGAGAGAAAGAGAAGAAAGAAAAAGAUAAUAAAGCGGUAAAGAAAGAGAGAGAAGAAAAAAGAAAAUAGGGGUUGUUCUAUCUCUUUCUCUCUCUUUUUCUUUCUCUCUCUCUCUCCCUCUCUCUCUCUCUCUCUCUCCCUCAUCCUUAUUCCAAUUUCGAUAGAAAUUUUCUAUUGCGCAUGCGUUCGACCUCGAUGCUUUUCGCGCCGCAGGAACUCGACACGCGAAAUUCAACGAAGACGAGGAACAGUCAGCGUCGAGCAGCGUUUCCGCUCCGCUUGUGCGUUCCUCCGCGAGAGGACGAGAUGAGUCCUCUCAUCCUCGUAUCAAUUCUUUCCAAAUCUUCGACACCUCUCGAAAAAUCGUGAAACGUUUGUACGAUACGAUAAAAAGGAAAUAGAAAAAAACAAGAGAAGAAAAAACAAGGAAAAAAGAAAAAGAAACAAGAGAGCAAAAAAAGAAGAAGAAGAAACAGAAACGAAUAAUAAGAAUACAUAAAAACGACGAUAGGGGUGUGCGCCCGCGCGCGCAUACGCAAGAAACUCAGAUUCAUGCUGGUUUAUUUCGGAUCUUUUAUUUUCUCAUUCUUAUCAUUUUCACGCCCGAUUCGAUUUCAACGAGGGUGCGUAAAGUCGCACACGCGUUCGAAGCAUGGCCAUCAUGCAAUCCUGUUGCUGCUGGCAAUCAGUUCGCAGAGGGAGUUACGCUUGUGCCAUUUAUACCGGAAUUUACUUUAUUAUCUUAAUCAUCACAACUGGAACAAUCUUGCAAGCAGAAAGUGAAUAUUUAUCUGGAAAUCGCUCAUUACCAGAAUCGUCGAGUUUCUUAGAAUCUGAUACAAUAUCACCUACUACUGUACGAUUCAACAUAACUCUGUUGAUAUGUUCGUGUUCUGGUGUAAUCUGUUGUACUCUUCUUGUAUAUGGUUUACUCAAGGACAAGCGAAUCUUCCUCUUGCCAUGGAUCGUUAAUGUGAUCACUUGCAGUAUGGUCGACAUUGCGCACGCUUUGUAUCUCAUCAUCGUGACAACCAACUUUAAUCCAAUAACGGCAAUGCUCUACACGCUCAACUUUUUUCUUCUAUGUUUAAACGUGUAUUCUGUCCUCUGCGUCAUCUCACAAUAUCAAGAAUAUUUGGCCGGUCGUGGUACGGCAGCGGAUGACACCGACUACAGGGUCAGUAUUCUGAGAGUCUCACGACGGAAAGGGCAACGGGAUAAGGGAAGAAAAGUUCCAGCGGUGAGAUACGUGGUACAACCGACGACAACUGCGACAUCCUGUUUGAGCUCACGAAGAGCACCGACCAAUAACGAGACGAAAGAAACACCAACGCCGACCCAAAGUCCAACCGCGGCACGAAAUGUUCUUUCAUGUCCUGAAAAGAGUCCUACGGUGGGACGAACACAUAAGAAGCACGUUCAAUUUCCGGACACGCCAACACCAACAUCAAGUUCGACGCCAACGGCAAUACCGAUGUCCCUGGAAAAAUCGGAAAUUCCUCUGACGGACUCCAAUACAAAAUAUACCAUGGAUAUAGGAAUUUCUUUUGAAACACAUUAAUAAUUAAUCAUUGAUUAAUUGUUUCAAACACAAGCUGGUAGUUAAAAUCCUCGCUGGGUGAAAUUCUCUAUUCAUCUUUCGCGAUCGAUCGUUUUUACUAGGACAAUCUAUUCUACAAAGGACUUCGUUAAAUUAUCACGUCGCGAAUCGUUAAUACUCAAAAUAUUACGCUACUACAAAAUAAUUGAACUUGCAAUGAACCAACGGUACCUGUUGUUUGUACAUGUAUAUAUUUUUUAGAGAUAUAAAAAGAAAUGUAACAUUUUUCAAUAAAUCAUCUAUAUAUGAAA
This is a messenger RNA of Vespula vulgaris, 2224 nucleotides long. RefSeq lists its product as uncharacterized. The transcript has 9 exons. Lineage: Eukaryota; Metazoa; Arthropoda; Insecta; Hymenoptera; Vespidae. The record is from RefSeq and is a predicted model, not a curated record. The coding region runs from base 1026 to 1934 and encodes 302 amino acids.